CAGCAUGAUCUGAACUGGCGGGAGGACUUCGCCUGGAGGAGGGACGACAACCAGUUCCGCUCUCCGUUGUCAGCUGUUCCGCGACAGAAACCCGAGUCCUGUGUUUACUCCGAUCUUUGUCGUGGAGAUACGUCUAAGCUACGAAAACGAAUCCCUUCAGGAGCGCCCCAGUGCCACGUCUCCUCCCGUGGCUCGCCCCUCCUGGUGCUGCAGCCUGUCCAGUGGGAGCACCUGAGUCACGACCCAGAGAUGGUCAUCUUCCCGAAUUUCUUGUCGGACGAGGAAAUCAGGAUCAUUAUUUACAUAUCACGCGGCCAUAUGACGAAGGACCCGGGCAGCGGAGGGCGUCAGUCACACCAAGUAUUCCUGGCCAACACCUCGCACCCUUCGAUCCUUCGCCUUUCGCGCAGGAUCGAGGCCGUGACGGGUCUGUUCGCGCACGAAGAGGCGACCGAGAAGGAGGCUGCGGGAGAUCCUCUUAAGGUCCGUUACUACGGCACAGGGGGGCAUCUGAAUCCCCACGUUGACGUCUUCGCCAAACACCUCAACUCGACGUGUGACGGUAAUCCAUUCUGCUCUCUGUCUGGGGAUCGCAUGGCCACCUUUAUGUUAUACCUGAACGACGUAGAAGCUGGCGGAAAUACAGCCUUUUACAACAAUGACGUGGCCAUAACACCGAAAGCUGGCACGGGUGUCUUCUGGUACAAUUUGAAGAGGAACGGCGAGUACGACCGCAGAAUGGACCACGGAGGGUGCCCGGUUCUGCUGGGUUCCAAAUGGGUCGCUGUGAAGUGGAUGCGCGAGAAUUUAAACUUCCUUCGGCGCCCGUGCUCGACUAACCCGGAGGAAUAAUGAUCGGAGCCUCGCCUGUUUCAUUUGUAGAUUUACCUGUAACAUUUCAUGUAUUCAUCUACUUUUGAUUAACAGGUUUCGUAUUGAGAAAUGAGAAUUGUUACGAAUUCGCUGUGUAUAUUUUCUUACCGUGUGCUGAUUUGUUCAUUAGUCUCUAUUUCUAUAUAUUAUGUUUUACGGUUAACUUUACAUUCUAACUUUCCAUAACAGUUUUUGAAAUAUACGGCAAAUACAUUUUCGUGACACUUAUGUGAACUUUCGUGCAAAUUUUCAUAAA
Penaeus vannamei (Pacific white shrimp) is the source of this 1129-nucleotide messenger RNA. Lineage: Eukaryota; Metazoa; Arthropoda; Malacostraca; Decapoda; Penaeidae. The record is from RefSeq and is a predicted model, not a curated record.